ACUUCUUAGCUUCGAACAUCCAUGACUUCCCAGUGGCCCCAACUUUGACUCUGUCUCGAGCUAUCAUCUGGAGUUCAUAGAAAUGCAAAAAUUUGCUGCAGCAAGUGGCAAGAAAAAAUGUGUUGUAGCCUGCGAUGUCUGCAGACGCAGGAAGAGUACGUAACGGGAAUCGGAUAUCUGGUAGGCGAUGCUCAAUGUGUAUCGCAUGCAAGUUAGACUGUACAUACAUUGAGUCCAUCAAGGUCGCGCCAUCGCAGCGCUACGUCAGGAGCUUGGAGCACAAGAUAGAAAAGAUGGAAGACCUUCUUCGCAAGAUCCUUCCUCCAAAAGCAGAUUUAACGGAUGAGCUUGAGGCCAUUCAGGCACUUCCAGAGGACGCCCCGAGCUUAUUAUCUACCUGGGUACACUCGCUGAACCUUGAAGAACCCGAAAUAGAAGAUCGUGAUCACGCAAUGGAAAGAAACGUCGAAGAAUUCAAAGACUACAUCCUUGCUUAUCGGUAUCACGGAAAGUCAAGUUCUCUUCAAUUCGUCCAAGAAGCUUUGGAUACCAAAGCGGGGCAACCAGGAACGCUGUACAAUACAGCCACGAAUUUCACUUCUCUGCGAGCCGAGUUUUGGGAAAUCCGCCCAUGGAACAAUCCCCAUCGCUAUGUUCCGCAAGGGACGCACUUCAGAUUUCCACCCGAAGAUCUUAUUCCGACGCUCAUCGACUCGUACUUUACGUACUUUAAUACGUUUCUUCCCAUUCUCCACCGGCCGACGUUUGAUAAAUCCUUGAGGGAGGAGCUACACUACAGAAAUCACCGGUUCGGGGGAGUUGUUUUGACCGUCUGUGCGCUCGGUUCCAAAUACGUAGAUGAUCCUCGAGUCCUCAUGGAAAAUGAACAGUCAAAGUGGUCGAAUGGGUGGAAGUGGGUAGCUCAGGUCACAAGUCGGCGUCGUGCGUUUCCUUCCUUGGAUCCUCCAAACUUGUAUGACGCCCAACUCUGCUGUCUUCUCUCUGAAUUUUACCUGAGUUCCUCAGUACCGCAGCAAUCCUGGACCAUAGUCGGCGUUGGUCUGCGGAUUGCGCAAGAAGCAGGAGCUCACCGAAAGAAGACAACACGUAACAGUCCUGUGAAAAAUACAGUGGAGGCUGAACUGUGGAAACGCGUAUUUUGGUGUCUUGUAGGUAUAGAUAGGGCCCUUAGCUCGGCAUUGGGUCGAGCGUGUGCUAUAUAUGAUGAAGACAUUGACAUUGAUCUACCCACCGAGUGUGACGAUGAGUAUUGGGAACAUCCUGACCCCCAACAGGCCUUUAAGCAGCCUCCCGGGAAACCGUCAAAAGUGUCAUACUUCAAUUGUGCCCUGCGGCUGACACGGCUGAUUAUGAUAUGCAUGCGGACCAUCUACUCAAUCCAUAAACCAAAAGGCCUUUUUGUCCUCAAGAAAGACUGGGAACAGCAAAUAGUUGUCGAGCUUGAUUCUGCAUUGGACAAAUGGGUAGACUCUAUUCCAGAGCAUUUACGAUGGAAUCCCGAUCGUGCUGACUCGUUGCAUUUCCAUCAGUCCGCAACCCUUCUACUGUUAUACCACCAUCUUCGAAUGCUCAUCCAUCGUCCCUUUAUCAAGUCUCCAAGCAGCGACUUUGAUUCCCCUUCCCUAUCUAUAUGCACAAAUGCCGCACAUUCGUGUUCUCACAUCGCAGAACUACAAAUCCAGAGGAAGAACAAUUACUUGCCUUCUGUAACCAGUGAGCUGUCCUUCAAUGCGGCAAUUGUUCUCCUGAUAAAUAUCUGGGGCCGACGGCGGGCAGGGUUGGGCAUUGACGUCGAUAAAGAGAUGGAGGGCGUGCAUAAGUGCAUGCGAGUACUUGCAGAUCUAGAGAUACGGUAUCAAUAUGCUGGUGUAUUAUGGGACAUUUUAUACGAGCUAGCGUCCGCUGGUGAUCUUCUGCUUCCUGGAGCCGAAUCUUCCAAACUUGCAGAGUAUGCCGACCAGAAGCCGUACGCCCAUCCUCAACGGUCACUACACACCCUACCGAUAAACAAUACCAACCUUGAACGAAUGCCUCUCCACGGACAGGUUGAUUCAUCAGAUCAUAUCUCUGAUUGGUACAACGCUAAUCCGUACAACUUGGCUGCGGCUCCCGCUACUGCCAGCCAAGUUGAUAAUGUCAUGAGGGCGAUAUGGGAUAAGGCACCCAGCGGAUUAGAUCCAGAUUACUGGAGGGAUUAUGCGGAGUUUUCUGACAGUCAUGUUACGGGAAGGGGGUUUUAGAGGUAGUUUAAUCAUGGAUAUUUUUGUGGCGUGAGCAGGGUUGCUGCGAAGCGCGACCUAUUGGUCUUGGAUAAUU
Desarmillaria tabescens is the source of this 2337-nucleotide messenger RNA. Its product is annotated as fungal-specific transcription factor domain-containing protein. The transcript is spliced from 14 exons. The record is from RefSeq and is a predicted model, not a curated record. Gene Ontology annotation, molecular function: DNA binding; zinc ion binding; DNA-binding transcription factor activity, RNA polymerase II-specific. Gene Ontology annotation, biological process: DNA-templated transcription; regulation of DNA-templated transcription. NCBI's taxonomy places the organism in Eukaryota, Fungi, Basidiomycota, Agaricomycetes, Agaricales, Physalacriaceae. Bases 135 to 2261 code for a protein of 708 amino acids.